Messenger RNA from Amoebophrya sp. A120, 1982 nucleotides. Lineage: Eukaryota; Dinophyceae; Syndiniales; Amoebophryaceae. The record is from the annotation of a GenBank genome assembly.
CUGAGCAAAAGCACGAUAUUUGUCUGAGGUUUUUGUUUCUUUUUGAAACGACUCCUUUGCAGGGAAAAGAGUAAGUUGGCGAGAAAACUUAUCCAAUUGACAUUGGUAGAACCGCUAGGAUUAUAAGUAGUAAGCAGUUUACCUACGGUAACCCAUAAAAUCAACGUAGUAUGAAAACCGACGAAGAAUGGCGGUCCCUCCUUACGCCCGCCGAGUUCGAGAUCUUGCGUCUGCGCGGGACAGAGUUGCCAAACACCGGGGAGUACGUUUCGCAUUUUACCAAAGCCGGCCACUACGCCUGCAAAGCCUGCCGACUACCCCUGUACCCGGCGUCGGCGAAGUUUCAGAGCGGCUGCGGCUGGCCGGCGUAUAACGCCUGCUACUUCUCCACCGCGUUGCAGGGGUCGCACGUUUCGUACGUAAAAGACACGUCGCACGGGCGGACGCGGCUGGAGAUUCGGUGCAAGCGGUGCGAGUCGCACCUUGGGCACUUGUUUCUGGGGCACAAGGCCGAAGCGGAAAGCGAGCGGCACUGCGUGAACAGUUUGAGUGUCCGGUAUGUUGCGGAGGAUAGUGGAGUAGUAGAUGGAGAGGCAGAAGGAAAAACCAAAACAACAAGUGCUGCGCCCGACAAUGCAGAAGUACGACAAUUGCGUUCAGAAUGCUUGGGAAAGUCCAUUCCGCCGGAGUUACUCGCGGAGCUGGACGAUUUCAAAUUCGCAAAAGACGACCCGCGAAACAGGCCACUGACGUGCGGAAAAGGCAGCGAUGAGGGAGCCGCCAGUUGUGCAGCAGCGGCUCCUCGAAAAGGCAAUAGAGGGGCUGCGCUGGAACAGGCGACUGUCGCAGAUAAUGAGCUUCUUGAUGAUGUUGGUCGCGCUCCCCUUCGCGCUGAUGGCGACGAAGUCAAGGUCGCCAAAACCCUGACCGCCCUCUUCCCCUCAGAGUGGAGCGCCGUGAACGAGAGAAGUAUUAACGACCGUGAACAAAUUAUACCGAGCAAGCUGCACACGUUUUUCAGAUUGCAGGGGUUUCUGAAGGGCGCGAAAGAUAAUGUGUCACCAAACUCGCUACAACAUCCGGAAAGCGAUGAAGGAAACAUUGAGUUGACAGCGGAGAACCUUCUGCGCUAUCUGGUGUUUGCCGACGAAAGGAAAUUCGCAUUGGCAGGAGAGAAUGGUGAUUUUCUGUUGCGUGUUCCACCGCAAUCUGAUUCUCAUGUUGUUGAAGAUACCAGCAGCUUUUGCGCUCGUCCUGCAGUUGCUUCACUUGAAGACCUUCACGGGAGCCGGCGCACUGGAAUGGUUCAAGAACGCAGCGGACCCGAAUUCUACGACCUAGCGCUGUCCGUCAAGCCCAGCACCAUUCCCGGCGCGGGCCUCGGACUCUUCGCGAAUCGGCGGUUCAGCCAGGGCGAGUUUGUUUGCGUUUAUUUCGGGGAGAAGGUGUCCUUCAAGGAGAAAAUCGAAAAUAAAACCAGGAACCUCGACUACUGCCUCGGUGGGUUUGGCCUCUACAGUGUAGACGCGAAGAACUCGACGUGUGCUGCGCGGUACAUCAAUCACGGGGAUAGUGCGGAAAAAGUGAAUGUACGCUUCAAGUACAAGAGCUCAAAACUGUUAAAGGCCAUUGUGGUGGUAGUGAAGCCGGUCGAGGCCGGGGCGGAGUUUCUCGUGGACUACGGGAAGGGAUACUGGCGUGCCAGAACGUGUCCUACGAGUUCGGGUGCGCACAAGGAGGUAAAAGCACAUCUCGAGCAGGGGGCUACGAAGGGCCAUGCUGAAGAGGAGAAGCUUAUCGAGCCGUGUAGAUGAUGACAGUCCUGUGAUCACACCGUAUCAAAGUCGUGCAGAGCCGCAAAGAGCAGAAGCAAGAUUAGAACGCAAAUCUUAGAUGAACUCCAUCAGAAACAACGACCAAGCGACCAUUCCGAAUGAAUUUGAAGUUUCCGUUUCGGGCCUGCGAUCAUGCAAAAGUAAAAC